Molecule: messenger RNA, 5451 nt
Organism: Seriola aureovittata
Lineage: Eukaryota; Metazoa; Chordata; Actinopteri; Carangiformes; Carangidae
Gene: opa1
Product: OPA1 mitochondrial dynamin like GTPase
Exons: 31
Coding region: 143-3250 (1035 amino acids)
Biological process (GO): mitochondrial fusion
Cellular component (GO): mitochondrial membrane; cytoplasm; microtubule
Molecular function (GO): GTPase activity; microtubule binding; GTP binding
Source: RefSeq, a predicted model, not a curated record
UGUCAUUCUGGCUGUGUCCUUGUUAGCUAACGCGAUAGUUAGCGGCUGGGGAAAUGUGUACCAUUUGGAAAGAUGAAUUAAACUGUGCCUAAAGAGUGGAUUUGAAAAAGAUUUUUGUUAAUCUGCUGUUGAUAACAGCACCAUGUUGCGUGUCGGGAGCAAAGCCGCCUGCAUGGCCUGCAGGAACCUGGUCUCCACCAACAUGGGGAUGAGAUUUCUGGUACCGCUGCAGAAGCUGCACCCUCUGUCCCGUGCCAUCCACCACCGCUAUUCGGCAAACACCAACCCUCAGCGAUAUCCUCAUCGCACGGCAGCCCGCUACUUCACUUCUAUGUCACGGUUGCCCAUGCGACCACCCAAGCCACCUCCUGGAUCAGGGGGCCGUAGCUACCAGCAGAAGCGCAACUUCUGGGUGGCCCGCCUUGCUGCUAGACUGCUGAAGCUCCGAUACAUUCUGCUGGGCACGGCAGUGGGAGGAGGGUACACAGCUAAAAAGACCUAUGAGGAAUGGAAGGAGUUGCUGCCUGACUUUAGUGAAUACAACUGGGUCAUUCCUGAUUUUGUCUGGGAACUGAGUGAACAAAUUGAUCUCGAAAAAUUGGCCAAGGCUCUACCAGAGAUUGAGGAAAUAGCCAAACUACUACCUGACCUUGACAAGAUAGGAGAGAACUUCACUUUCCUCAAAAGCCUCCUGUCUACUGGUGUGAGUUUGGGUAGUGAAGUCAAAGGAGCUGGUCUGCAUCUUUUGUUAGAAACCUCAGGUGAUCCUCCUCUAAAAGCCACAGAUUCUUCUGCUGCAGCCACACAAGAUGCCGGUGACAAGCAAUACAAAAAGGGUCUGCUUGGCGAGCUCAUUCUUAUUCAGCAGCAGAUCCAGCGGCACGAGGAGGAGGUCCGGCGGGCCGCUGCAGCCAAUAGUGCGCGUCCCCCACCGCCAGAGCCUGCUCCCAGUCCGCCUCCGAACCCCAGCCCCCUUCAACAGAAACGAAAGUCAUCAGACAAAGAAAAGAUAGACCAGCUUCAAGAAGAACUGCUUCGUACACAGCUAAAAUAUCAGCGCAUGCUGGAGAGACUGGAGAAGGAGAAUAAAGAGUUAAGGAAAGUGGUGCUGCAAAAAGAUGAUAAGGGGAUUCACCAAAGGAAAGUGAAGAAAUCCCUUAUUGACUUGUAUUCUGAGGUUCUGGACAUUUUGUCUGACUACGAUGCCAACUACAACACGCAGGACCACCUACCCAGGGUGGUUGUGGUCGGGGAUCAGAGUGCUGGGAAGACUAGUGUGCUGGAGAUGAUAGCUCAGGCCAGGAUCUUUCCUCGGGGCUCAGGAGAGAUGAUGACUCGCUCCCCUGUCAAGGUAACACUAAGUGAAGGCCCCCACCAUGUGGCCAUGUUCAAGGAUAGUGGCAGAGAGUUUGACCUGACCAAGGAGGAGGAUCUCUCUGCUUUGAGGCAUGAGAUUGAGCUGAGGAUGAGGAAGAGCGUGAAGGAGGGACAGACAGUCAGCUCUGAGACAAUAUCCUUGAGUGUCAAAGGCCCUGGCAUCCAGAGGAUGGUGCUUGUUGAUUUACCAGGUGUCAUCAGUACGGUGACUGCUGGCAUGGCAUCAGACACUAAGGAAACCAUCUUCAGCAUCAGCAAAGCCUACAUGCAGAACCCCAACGCUAUCAUCCUCUGUAUUCAGGAUGGCAGUGUCGAUGCAGAGCGGAGCAUUGUAACUGACUUGGUUAGCCAGAUGGACCCCCAAGGGAAGAGGACUAUCUUUGUCCUGACUAAGGUGGACUUGGCUGAGAAGAACCUGGCCAGCCCGAGCAGAAUCCAGCAAAUAGUGGAAGGAAAGCUGUUUCCCAUGAAGGCCCUGGGCUACUUUGCUGUGGUGACAGGCAAAGGGAGCACUGGUGAAAGCAUAGACUCCAUUAAAGACUACGAGGAGGACUUCUUCCAGAACUCCAGAUUACUUAGGGAUGGCAUGUUGAAGGCCCACCAGGUGACCACAAAGAACCUGAGUCUGGCCGUCUCCGACUGCUUCUGGAAGAUGGUUAGGGAGUCUGUUGAGCAGCAGGCUGAUGUCUUCAAAGCAUCCCGUUUCAACCUGGAGACAGAAUGGAAGAACAACUACCCUCGUCUGAGAGAGCUGGACAGGAAUGAACUUUAUGAAAAGGCCAAAAAUGAAAUCUUGGAUGAAGUCAUUAGUUUGAGUCAAGUGACUCCACAACAUUGGGAGGCCAUCCUGCAGAAGAAGCUGUGGGAACGUGUUUCUACCCAUGUAAUUGAGAACAUCUACCUGCCUGCUGCCCAAACAAUGGACUCUGGUACCUUUAACACCACCAUAGACAUCAAGCUCAAGCAGUGGACUGACAAGCAGCUUCCACACAAAGCGCUGGAGGUUGCCUGGGAGACACUGCAGGAGGAGUUUGCCCGCUUCAUGGCUGAAUACAAAGGCAAAGACCAGGACGACAUCUUUGACAAGCUGAAGGAGGCUGUGAAGGACGAGAGCAUCAAAAGGCACAAGUGGAAUGAGAGGGCCAUGGACAGCCUGAGGGUAAUCCAGCACAAUGCCCUAGAAGACCGUUCCAUCACAGACAAACCUCAGUGGGAUGCAGCAAUCCAGUUCAUGGAAGAAACCCUGCAGUCACGUCUCAAAGACACUGACUCAGUAAUUAGAGACAUGGUGGGUCCAGACUGGAAGCAGAGGUGGCUGAACUGGAAGAAUCGCACACCAGAUCAGCACAUCCGUAAUGAAACAAAAAAUGAGCUGGAGCGUUUGCUGAAGCUGCAUGAUGACCACACAGCCUACCUGGCCAAUGACGAGGUCACCACAGUGAGGAAGAACCUCGAGGGACGAGGGGUCGAAGUUGACCCUGUGCUGAUCAAGGACACGUGGCAUCAGCUGUAUCGCCGACACUUCUUGCAGAAGGCACUGGCUCACUGUAGCCUCUGCAAGAGAGGUUUUUACUACUACCAGAGACACUUUGUUGACUCUGAGUUGGAGUGCAAUGAUGUGGUACUGUUCUGGAGGAUCCAGAGAAUGCUGGUCAUCACAGCCAACACUCUCCGACAACAGCUCACCAACACUGAGGUGCGCCGGUUGGAGAAAAAUGUGAAGGAGGUGCUGGAUGACUUUGGGGAAGACAUGGAGAAGAAGACCCACCUCAUCACUGGUCGCCGUGUACAGCUGGCGGAGGAUCUCAAGAAAGUUCGUGAGAUCCAGGAGAAACUUGAAGCCUUCAUAGAAGCUCUUCACAAGGAGAAAUAAAACAAUUGAAAGUACAUGUUUGGAUCACAGCAGAGAGAUGCACUGAACAAAGACAAGUAAAUCUGUAAAUGACCGUCAUCACCUCCUUGCCCUGCCUCACCACACCAUCACCUGAUUUUAAUGUCCCGGCUUGCCUUCCUGUCGUCCCCCCCCAUCCCACCCCACCCCCACCCCCACCCGACAAAGAUGGAAGAUGGACCUGGACCUGAAGGAUAAUAUGGAGGAACAGUUUUCAAGCUUUCUUUGAUUUUCUUUUGUUUUUUUCUUCUGUCUUCUUGCUGUCCUGCAUCAAGAGGGGGACUUCUGCACAGGAGCCCAAACAAACAGUCAGAUCAGGAGGAAAAUGAGAAGCUUGCACAGCAUUUUCAAUAAAUAAGGCUUGUGUACAUUUUCAUCUCCCCACUUUCUUUUUUUUUUUUUUCUCCUGGCCUUUGGUGUUUGUGUAUAUGUGAUUCCAGAGUGUGUGCAAUCACUGAUCUGUGUACAGAGAAAUGCACAACACUGUCACUGGUCCUGAUGGGUGAAAUAGCCUUGAAUUUCAUACCUUUAUCUCACCUGGUGCUCACCAAGUCACCCAGCUGGUAGACUCAGAACUUGCCUCUCUUAAAAGUUCAAAAUAAUCUUUUUGUUGCACUUAGGAUCCAAAGCACUUAAGUUAUCCCUCCAAGCUAAAUCUGUAUUCUCCAUUUACUCUACAUGUAAACCCAAAUAAGACUUUAGUUCCAGCAGAUGUUCUCACCUUGAAUCUGUAAGAAUUGAAAGUAACAACAUGGUUCAACAUCCAGCUUCUUCUCAGCUCUGAAGGUUUUGGAAAUAAUAUUAUGUAAAGAUGUAAUUUCUCAUUAUUUUGGUCUAAUGGGGUGAAUUUGACAAAUCGUGUGUUUGUAUGUCUGCCAAAUGCACAUAAUGCUCUGGCCAUGCCUCUAACUCACGUUUUGUCUCUGUGAGUCUAUGUGUAAAGCUCCAUCAUUGUACAUUAACAUUUCAUCUACUAUAUAUCUGCCUGUGUUUCAACUGACAAUUCAAUAGUAAAACUUCCAAACGGAAGAAUAGGAUACCCUCUUAAUAGAUAAAAAUGUAAUUAAACAAAUUCAGGAUGUUUGUAGAGCAUUUAGACACAUGAUUAAACCAAUUACUGCAGUUUUUAACUGAUUAUGUGAUCAUACAUAUGAAUAUAUUACAUUGUUAUACCUAUUUAUAUGGUAUAUGAUGUCAUUACUCAACAUCCAUAUUACAUUGUCAGUUAAAAAGUGUCAUGAUCAUGGUUAAAAAAUACAUCAGCUACCAAUUUAUAGAUAGAUCUCAUUAGAUUUUGAAACACUAUUACAAUAUUUGUCAGUUGUGACACCCCAUGUCUCCCUUUUUGUCUUGCAUCCAGUCCCUCCUGAUCAGUUGGUCCAGCUACACAGGAGGAGGAGGGUGAUGUCAUUGAUAUGUUUGCAAGCUGCAUCAGGUUUCAUGUCAUUUGUUUAUUUGGCAGGACACUUCAGUCUGUGUACUUAUCCACUCUUGUGUCUGUGAUUGAAUCGUCAUUAAGAUCUUACACCUCUUGCUGCUUCUGGGAUGAGAUCAAACACCCCAAAAACAAGGAAAAUGUACAGAAAUAGUCCUAACAGUCAAGAACAAAGGAAAAAUACAACAUGCUGGUGGGUGAUUUUAAAUCGAAAAUGUAUAUUGCUUUCGUCAACUCACUGAUUCUUCCACCUGUUACUGUCCAGGGCCGGAUGAUUCUCAGUCUUGUGCUUCUUCCUCACUCUCAUCUUCCACUGUCUUCUUAUCUCACAUUGCACCACUCUUUGCACCUCCCUCAUUUGGACCACUAUGACUCUUUCCAUCACCCAUGCAGACGUCCACUAACUCUUCCUAGCUUAAAAAAACUAAACUGUCAUAUAUUUGACAAAAGGGAGUGAGAGACUCUGUAAACCCCUUUCCAUUCAUUCAUGCAUAUGUGUAUAAGGACACAUGGGUCUAUAUAAAUAAUAUGCCGUGCAUUCUGUACAGCUAAAGUUAAGCACGUGUAUGCAGAGUGAGCCGCUUGUGUAACAGAAAAUCGGUGAGUUGGUUCAAACAAAUGUUUUAUGUUGUAGAGAGUAAUGUUUGCAUGGUGUACCCCAUCAGAUGUGCUUUAUUUAUUAAAUUUGUGUUUAAAAGGAAAAAGUGCAAAUAAAAUUGACAUAAAUAAAAAAAAAAAAAAAGAUUUU